UCGGGGGAGGCGCUGGCUCCGGAGAUGGCAGUGAGCGAGAGGAGGGGGCUCGCCCGCGGGAGCCCCGCGGCUGGCGGGGGGUCGCGGCUCCUCCUGCUGCUGCUCUGGGGCUCCUGCUCGGGCCGCAUCCACCGGCUGGCGUUGACGGGCGAGAAGCGAGCCGACAUCCAGUUGAACAACUUCGGUUUCUACACCAACGGCUCCUUGGAGGUGGACCUCAGCCUUCUGCGCCUGGGCUUCCAGGAGAAGGACGAGAGGACCCCAGAGGUGGGCUUCAGCCUGACCCGGGUUCGAUCUGGCAGCAUUCGCUCCUACUCGAACCGGAACCCCCUGGACUGUCCUCUCCUGAAAAACAGUAGCAACUUCCUGGUCCUUUUCCUCAUCGACAGAAAGGGGCAGCGAGUCCAGGUGCGGAAGUAUGGGGAGCAGAAGAAGCUGUUCAUCUUUCCCGGGCUUCUGCCAGAAACCCCCCACGAAACGGGGCUCCCCACUGCCCCACACACGGUGGCCACCCCCAAGGCGGAGGGCGGGACCAAAACGGAGAUGCAGACCAAGGGUCAGUCCCAGCCCACCAUGUCUGAAGGAGGGCAUCAGGCCGUAGGACCGGAAGGCGUAGGGGCCCCCCACCGUGCUAGCCCCGGUGGACAUCUGUCCCCUCGGACACCCAGCGGGAAGGACACCGAGCUGGUGCUGGACCUGAGCCAUCGCAACGACACCUACAACUUCAGCUUCCACGUGGUCAUUGGCUCCAGCUCCGAGGAAGGCCAGUACAGCCUCAACUUUCACAAUUGCCACAACCUGGACCCCAGCAAGGGGCAACCCUUUGACAUCACGGUCAUGAUCCGGGAGAAGAACCCCAAUGGCUUCCUGUCCGCCUCCGAGAUUCCGCUCUUCAAUCUCUACAUGGUCAUGGCCGCCUGCUUCCUGGCCGCCGGGAUUUUCUGGGUGACCAUCCUCUGUAGGAACAGCUAUAACGUUUUCAAGAUCCACUGGCUCAUGGCGGCCCUGGCCUUCACCAAGAGCAUCUCCUUGCUGUUCCACAGCAUCAACUACUACUUCAUCAACAGCCAGGGCCACCCCAUUGAGGGCCUCGCGGUCAUGCAUUACAUCACACAUCUCCUGAAGGGGGCCCUCCUCUUCAUCACCAUUGCCCUCAUCGGCUCGGGCUGGGCCUUCGUCAAGUACGUGCUGUCCGACAAGGAGAAGAAGCUCUUUGGCAUCGUGAUCCCGCUGCAGGUGCUGGCCAACGUGGCCUAUAUCAUCAUCGACUCCCGCGAGGAGGGCGCCAGCGACUACAGGCUGUGGAAGGAGGUGCUGUUCCUGGUGGACCUCCUCUGCUGCGGUGCCAUCCUCUUCCCGGUGGUCUGGUCCAUCCGGCAUCUCCAGGACGCCUCGGGCACUGACGGGAAGGUGGCAGUGAACCUGGCCAAGCUGAAGCUGUUCCGGCAUUACUACAUCAUGAUCAUCUGCUAUGUCUACUUCACGCGGAUCAUCGCCAUCCUGCUCAGGGUGGCCGUGCCCUUCCAGUGGCAGUGGCUGUACCAGCUCCUGGUGGAGGCCUCCACGCUGGCUUUCUUCGUGCUCACGGGCUACAAGUUCCAGCCGGCGAGGGACAACCCCUACCUGCAGCUGCCUCAGGAGGACGAGGAGGAUGUGCAGAUGGAGCAAGUAAUGACCGAUUCUGGGUUCCGGGAAGGCCUGUCCAAAGUCAACAAAACCUCAAGCAGGCGAGAACUGCUGUGACGUCAGCACCCCGGGCCAGAAGACCUCACUAGUGAAUACCUCUUGUCGCACAAGUUCCUGCCCUUCUCGAAGCAUGAGUGAAGCCGACGGCCGGCCCUACCCCUGCGCCCACACAGGGGGCCCCAAGUCCCCGAAGCCCCCUUAGACAGACGUCACAGUCCCCUCCCCCCUCCCCCCAAAGACCGGCAUUCCAGCCCCCCAGCCCGGAACUCCCCUCGCCCCAACAUUCCAGCUGUAUAAUAAUGACCGAUCUU
This is a messenger RNA of Sorex fumeus (smoky shrew), 1997 nucleotides long. It is a transcript of the gene GPR108, whose product is annotated as G protein-coupled receptor 108. Gene Ontology annotation, cellular component: Golgi apparatus; membrane. NCBI's taxonomy places the organism in Eukaryota, Metazoa, Chordata, Mammalia, Eulipotyphla, Soricidae. Bases 25 to 1743 code for a protein of 572 amino acids. The transcript is spliced from 17 exons. Gene Ontology annotation, biological process: transport. The record is from RefSeq and is a predicted model, not a curated record.